GGGCUGAGCGUGACAGAUGCACUUCUCUUCCCGGCCCCCUGCCAUUGGCUCCGCGCACUGGACCGGCAACGCGGGGCGCUCUAUAACGCCAUGCCUGCCUCCGCCGCCGCGGCCUCGAGCGGCACGUCCCCCCCGGCAGAGCCCUCACGCCGACAGUGCAGUGGCAGCAGCGGCGGUUUCGGCGACGGUGCUCCGGAGGAGUGAGCAGCAGCAGGAGCCGCACAGCGUGGGGGAGGUGGCCGCACAGAAGCACGCUGAGCCGUCUCCUCCGCCCGCCCCGACUCUGACUCCAGUACUGCCCAUGGCUCUGCCCGAAGGAAGGACGGAGCUCCGGUGCUGACAGGGGACGUUACUCUCAUCCUCCCAGCCAGGACUCCCAGCUCUAUCGGGCUGGACUUCUGAACUCUGCCGGACCGGGACUUCUGAGUUUUCCCCCCACUCUGUCCGGCCGGCCCGUUCCUGCACCUACCUUCCCGGAUUUCGGCCGGGACUUUCACCCCCUUGUCCCGGUACUCCAAGCCACUUCCCCAUGGCGUGUUACUACAUCGUCAUCAGCUCCACGCACCUCAGCAACGGACACUUUCGCAACAUCAAGGGAGUUUUCCGCGGCCCCCUCAGCAAGAAUGGCAACAGGCACCUGGAUUACGCAGAGAAGGAGAAGGCCAUGGCGAAAGCCCUGGAUGACCUGAAGGCCAACUUCUACUGCGAACUCUGUGACAAGCAGUACUACAAGCACCAGGAGUUCGACAACCACAUCAACUCGUACGACCACGCACACAAGCAGAGGCUGAAGGACCUCAAGCAGAGGGAGUUCGCCCGCAAUGUGGCCUCCAAGUCCAGGAAGGAUGAGAGGAAGCAGGAGAGAGCCCUUCGCCGUCUGCACCAACUGGCCGAGCAGCGCCGAGAGGUCCAAUGUGCCCCGGGGUGUGGUCCAAUGUUCAAGUCCACCACAGUAGCAGUGGAGAGCAGCUUCAGGGAUGAUUGCUGCCGGGGAAGCGUGGGGGGUGUGCUGCCUGCCACAUUGGAACCAGGAGCGCAGAGUGAUGCCUCCAAGCAGGCCCAGUGGCCCUCUCCCAACAAGGGCAGGAAGCAGGCCUACGGCCAGAAAAUAGCUUUUUCCUUCUCCUUCCCAAAGAAGGCGUCCAUUAGACUGGAAUCAUCGGCCGCAGUCUUCUGCGAGGCCGCUGAUGAGGGAUCAACACGGCGGAGCUGCAGGCAGAAGCUCAGGAGAGCUCCUGUUGAACUCCUGUCCACUGGACUUCUCGAGACUGAGAAAACAGUCAGCGAUGAGGAUGUGGCCCGAGAGGCCGGUGCAAAACGGGGUGAAGAUCAAAGCAGCACCGAGCAGAGACAGGGGUCCUCGGACCCCGCCAGGAAGAACGACAGCCCACUUCCUGGCUUAGAUCUUUGCGUUUUACUGGGUAACCCUUUGAAAACGGGCAGCCCCUGCCACGUCUCUCAGCAGUCCAUGGCUCCUCUUUUAAAUGGUGGUGAUGCUUUUCCAGGUGACCCUGUGGAAUCCUUAAAGAGUGACACAGCAGACAAUAAACUGGAACAUGCAGAAGGGGCCGAACAAGUGCUGGAGAUGGACAGGAGUGUCCCUCUUGAUGGACUCCCCUCCUUAGUAAAGGACACCGCUGCUUCCCCUGAAGUGGACUCACAUAGCCACGAAAAGGAGGUCGUCAGCUUUGGUGAAAAGACCCCUACUCCCCUUCCAAAACCAAGCCAACCCUUCUGCUCUGUCCUGAGCAGAGAUGGGAGCACGGUUCUCCCAUGGCCAUCAGAGAUGUUGACCUUCACGAGAACAGAGCCGUCACUAUCAUACAGCUGCAACCCACUACACUUUGACUUCAAGGCAUCAAGUGGCAGGAGCCAAGUGAGCAAAAUCCAGGAAGUGGCCGGGCCUCAGAUCAACAAGGAAUCCGGUGCUGAUGUGACCUCUGCCGGUCCGGAAAGGCCUCUCCACCUCGACAAGCACAACAAGGAGGCCUCAGCCAGCCUGGGUGACAGCUCAGGUCAGGAGAGCUCUGAUGGGUCCUUUACUCAGGAUCUGACUGAUCCAGCAGGCAGAAAGGAGGAUCACGUGUGUGGCCGGCACGCACGUGCCGUGGAUGGCCAGAAGCGGCCACAUAAGUAUAAGUGCAACCGGAGACACUCCAGAGAGAGGAGGCACGGUAAGCGUCGUGUGGACAAACCACGAGGCAGAGACAGGUGUGGCCGCAGAAGCCACAAGAGGAGGAGAAGGAGGAAACGGAACACACAGCGGGAGAGAGGGAGAAGCAGGAGUAUUGUGGAGAGACCUGAAAAUGUGCUGAAGGGAUCUGGGAGCUGGGACGAGUGCGAAAGCCAGUUGGGAAGCAGUGUUUCAGAACAAGCUGAGCAGUUAGAAGAUGCAGAGAAAGAUGAUGGGGCCAGGAAGGACGCCAUGGAGACAAAGAGUCAGGAGGCAGAGGAUCACAGCAACUGCGGAGCGAGUGUUCAUACUCAAUCCAACGAUCUCCACAUCAAGCCUGAAGUGGAGCUGGGGAAUAAAGAUGAAGAUCUAAGAGUCCUGUUAGAGGAAUGUGGGAGCCUCGUACAGCCAUGCUCUUGUGCCUGUGGGGCACUGAACAUGGGGAGAUCCCACCUCGGCAGUGCGAGGGAGGGAUGGGUGAGGCUAGGGAGGUGUGCUCCCAAGUUCCAUCAGGGCUGCCUCCUGAAGAGGAGGAGAAGUGAGUCAGAGAGUGAGGAAGACAGGCACAGUGGCAAAAGGCAGCCGGGCUCACACAGCACGUCAUCAGUAGGGGGUGCUAGUGAGAACGAGGAUGAGGAGGGGCAGGAGAUGGCUCACUCAGUGGUGAGUAGGUGCAGUAAAAGACAGAGGAGAUGUAGUCCAAAUGCAGUAUCAAAUGUGGAGAUGAGUGGUCCAGAUCGAUGCAUAUCAAGUAUGUGUUUAGAAGAUCCUCUCAUAUAUAUAGACCCUGAAUCUGCAGGGCUAGAAAACAGCAUCCCUGAGAUAGUCACAGAUGUAAGCAAAAGUCCACUAACUCCGGAAGACAUUUUAAUCCGCCACGUGAAUGACGAGAGACCAUUAGAUAAUUCCGGAAAUCAGGACUCGGCUGAGAGGGAUUCGGGUGACCUGGUGCUGGAGUGUGUUAAUUGGUUGGCCUCUCCUGCUACUAACCUCAAUGCACAGUGUAGCAGGGACACCAUUCUUAUGGUAGAUCCAGCGGUAGAGAUGAAUGCCGAAAGUGAGAUCAAGGACACCGGCGCCGAGUCGGCGGUACCGAUACCCGCUGCUGAGGGCAGCGACAGGCCUGCAGCUGAAGUUCACCUUUUUCAGCAGACGGGGGAGGAACCCCCACGGAAGGAGCCACAGAGCCACGUAAAGGUCGGCAAACCUUUCCAGCACAGUCUGCAGUGCCCGCAUGAGAGGGGCCCCCAAGGGCCCUGGUGUCAGGAGGGGAAGCUGACCCGAGAGGGCCUCACCUCCCUGCAGGCAUCUCCGCAGGGUUUUCAGCACCUCUCAGACACAGAGAAGCACCCCAUUCUCCAUCUGCCGGUCCACAGACACACGUUCCCCGGGAAGCUGAAACCGGUGCUGUCCAGGCCUCCUGUGCCUGUGUCUCAGCCCGUACUGCAUCCGGUGCACCUGGCCCCUCCCAUGUCGUCUGCCUCCAUCACCAUCCGCCACACCAUCCUGCAGCACCAUGCUGCCUUCCUGCCCCCUCAGACACCGCUCUUCUCCCAGGUCUUCCCCCUUGCCCGGCUGCCCCUGGGGCCCGAGAUAUGCCCGACCCCGGGACCGUCCGCUUUCAUGCCGCAACCUCAGCUCUCAGUGAUGGCCCCGGCCAGUAUCCACCCAAUGGCGAUGACCUUUCACGCUCUACCCCGGCCGGCCAUGUUCCCCCCUGUGCUCCCACCCCACCCAGCCGUCAUACCCCUACAACCUCUGUUCUGACCACGUUCGGCUUCCAGAUGGGUCCACCCUGAAUCUCCACGCACGCAGCCUAGCACCUCUCUCACUCUAAGCACUCCAGGAAAACACUUUCCUUCUACACUAAACCGUGUUUUAGGAACAGGAAGAGGGGAGAGGGAGAUAUUUCUGUUUUUAGUCCACCCCCCCCCACCCAACCCAAAACAAGCUUCUGUCUCCAGGAGGUAACGGCUGCAUGUCAAUCAGCUCUUAUCCUCUCCAUUAAAGACAGUCAUGUUUUCAAUUAAAAUCCAUCCCAUUUUUCAUUGUUUCGCAAAGACAACAAUUAGCAACUGCAGUCUAUUAUAUCCUUUAAUACUAGCACAGUGCUACAAUAUGUUUAGGGCAAUGGUGGUACUCUUAUGCACAAAUGUGAGAGUACAGUAUAGUCUACUAUCCAUGACUGAUGUUAAUUAGUGAGACACAUAAAUAAGCUGAGGUAAAUCGUACAUUGUACACCAUUACCCAUCUGGUCAUCACCUUUUACAAUAUUCACCUCUUUACAGUUUUGCCUUUGAAUUCCAGAGCUUUUAUGUUCCCUGUCUAGGGUUUGCCUCUUAGAUUUAUGCCAGUCUGUUACUGUUAAUUAGGCCAGAUCAAAUAGCAUCCCAGAAUCCCCUCUAACAGAGUGUUGUAUGUGAAGAAGUGUGCUUGUCCAUGGCCGGCAGGAGCGAGAAUUCCAGGUUAAAAUACUGGUUUAUUUUGAGUGGCUUAUUUUGACAAGCUAAACAGGCAGUGCCACGGGGCAAGGAUCGCAAUGACAGCGUCAUUGUUGGCGACUGUGCCACAGGAUGUUGCUGCCCGGGUGUCUUUACGGUCUCGACAGGAGCGUGAAGUACCUGCCCCUUAGCUGGACUUAAGACUUUCUGCUUUUAUACAGUCAUCUCUCCGGGUGCACAAUGUUAGGACGUUUUCUGCAAUGACCUCAUUGUUACUGCGCAGAACUGUACAGCUUGUACAUUGUAUGUAUUUAUAAUGCUACUGUAAGACUGUAAAAUAUAUAUAUAUAGAAAUAUACAUAAUUAUAUAUAUUCCUGUUUUUAUUGUGCAAGGCUCCCUGUAUGUAUUCCCUAUUUAGAUAAACAA
This is a messenger RNA of Brienomyrus brachyistius, 5041 nucleotides long. It is a transcript of the gene znf804a, whose product is annotated as zinc finger protein 804A. The transcript has 4 exons. Bases 530 to 3940 code for a protein of 1136 amino acids. Lineage: Eukaryota; Metazoa; Chordata; Actinopteri; Osteoglossiformes; Mormyridae. Gene Ontology annotation, cellular component: nucleus. The record is from RefSeq and is a predicted model, not a curated record.